AUGCCUCGUCCUCGGAAGACCGGCUACCAGAGAUUGGAAUAUAGUAUAAGUCCGGCCCCGGCCACACAGUCAGAGGUGGCUGCUAAUCGCCAUGGAUAUGUUCAUAGCAUCAAUUCAGAUGGCAACACUGGGAUGGACGUGAGCAGUGAUGCUGGCAUGGAUAUUAGCAGCGAUGCUGAUUCCCCCAGUGAUAUUGAUGCUGGAAUAAACAUUGACAAUGUCAGUGAUUCUGACAGUGAUAACAGUUGUAGUGAUGUUGAUAUGCCUGCACAUGGUGAUGAUACGCUCUCUCUUGAUAUGCAUGAUGAGGAUAUUUCCUCUUUUCUCGAUGGACUGAAGGAUCUCCCGGUCUUGCCCUCUCAAGAUCUCUCCUGCUAUCAAGAUCCCCCCUCUAAGUUCACUGUGGCCCUUGGGUUGUGGGCUUUCAGUGCCGAGAUCUCACGGGCCAACUAUGCAGCACUGGUGGAGGUGCUGCGUUCGGCAACUUCACUUGAAGAGCUGCAGUCCAUUCCUGCAAAGGUGGACACUCUGAAGAGAUAUGUACAUGAUUUUCUGCCUGUACUACCAACAAAGGCAUGCACUGUGCCAGUUGAUCUCAAUGCCCAGAGUUCAGUGUCAUCUGGCAAGAAAGAUUCGUCAGCACAAGCGACAUCCCUGCAGUAUGUUUAUAGUCUACCACAUCUGUUCCACUCCAUCCUCUCAUCUGAUUUGGGGUCAACCAAGCUACAUUUCGGAAUGGCAGAGUAUUCUGAUCAUCCUGUUGAGCUUUGGCAUCAGCGUGCAUGGGGCUCAUCCCUGAUCACUACAUCCGGUCAGUAUGCCUCCUCUCCGGAUACUGGGGACAUCUUUCUUCCGAGCGAGUUUGUCCAAUUCACCUCCCAGCCAUGGCUCCGGCGUUUGAGUAUGUCAUUUCAGUAUGGCAGGAUAAUAUUUGUUGGUAGAGAUACGCGGUCUGGCUCGCAGACACAAGGCCAGGUCGUUUGUACUGUCCAGCCUGUUCUUGAACCGCACCAGCUGGCUGAGGUCAGGAAAGAAAAUGGUGGGUCCCUUGAGCUAACAGAUCCCCACAUCGACAGUGGUUAUCAACUGGUUGAGGAUGCAGUAUUCGAGGUCCCUGUGUCAUCAAUUAGUAGCCGUGUUGGUUUCCAGCUUGUUUAUACUCAUCGUCCCCCUGCCACAUUAUCCGAGGAUAUCAUCUUUAUUUAUCAUGUCCUAAAUUUGCGCGAUAAUCGGGCUCGGUUGUGCACUUUGAUGCACCCCCUGCGAGCAGAACUUGAGCUUGAGACCUUUGGACGUGGCUACUUUGUCUGGCUAUCCCGCCAGCCACGAGUUAUGUCACUACCCUUCCUCCUUUUUAUUGAUGAUUUCGGAGCCCACCGCAACAUGUUCAGGGCAUUGAAGGGGAUCUAUCUCACACCUGCCGGCUUGUCCUAUGCCGGGCGAAGACGUCUGGCAAACUCGUUUACCGUAACGCUGGGUCCUCAUGGGGCCUCCUUUCAGGAUGUUCUUGCCAAUAUCCAUACUGACCUUGAGACCGUGGCAAAAGGCUUUUACAGCACAAUCCAUGGGAAACAAGUGCUUGUUACUGCGUCCGUCAUGGCUCUUACUGGAGAUAUGCCACAGCAAGCUAAAAAUAGUGGUAUGCUCAGCUAUAGUGCUGAUAUCGGAUGUCGGACAUGCUACUGUCCACGCAGCAAACAGUAUCAGUGGUCAUAUGAUACUGUUUCCCAUGGCCGAUAUCAUUUCCAGCAUCAGUAUUACCGAACUGAGGGUGAUCACAAGGCCACUGUUCCAGAACAGCAAAGAUAUUUUAAUGCUGUAGGGAUACAGUCCGUGCCUUCGCCAAUCGAACGGAUCAUGCCAACUCUUGACAUUGUUUUAGGCCGUCCGUAUGAUGUACCGCACUCUGAUUGGAAGGGGAUCGGCUAUCGUCUGCUGGAGUAUAUCCAGAAAAUUCUUGUGCCUUCAGGGGUUUCCAACUUCGCUACAGCCUUGCAAAAAGUUGUUCGGCCGGCUCAAUGGCCUCACUUUCCUCCUCUGAAACACCUAAAAACCUGGACAUUGUCAGACCUUGGUCGAGGGAUCAUUCUCUUACCUAUUAUUCUUCGAAUGUGGCUGGUCCGUGCUUGUGCAGAGAUCGCAUUGACAACCACCCUUAUCUCAACCAGCCGCGCGUUGCCUCCUGCACUGGUAAAUGCAAGGAUUACUCACAGCCGCCGAAUCUUUCAGCAUUUGGUGGUUACAGCUUCAGCCAUGACUGAUUCAGAGCUACAGGCAUUCAGCAUCCAUGGAAAACUGCCACAUGAUUAUAAUAAGAAGCAUAAUAAAGAUAAAUGGUUUAAGUAUCUUGGGGUGCCAGUUGUUCAUGCUGGCUUUCAUUUUCAUACAUUUGCUGCUGAGUAUGGCCCGCUCAUGAACUGUAAUGUUCUAGCCGGUGAGUUGAAGCAUAGAAUAUUCAAGAGAUGGAUAGAUCGCGCCUCGCCGCCUCAGCUGAUGACUUAUCUCUUCCGGCUAGAUCGGCUCCACCACUCUUUACGCCUGGGUCUUGCGGGUUCCUGGCGGGAUGAUCAUCCAAUUCUACUAGAGAUUGUCCAGGAUCUGUAUAUGUCCUGCCCACGUCUGAUCCAGAAACAUAUUCUUGCAGAUGAAUUUAUUACUGACCUGCAAGUUACAAUGACACAUCCGAUUGAAUGGCCUCAUUCUUCGCUUUCUGAGCAGGAUAUACUGGACAUGUUACCUUCAGCGUACCGGCAAGAAUAUUCAAUCUCACUUCCUCGCCAGUAUGAUAAAACACAAUUAUCUUACUAUUGUCAGAUCAAAUUCUGUUCCCGUCAUUCACAGACAAUUACCACUGGAAAUUUUAUUAAAUACCAGUCUUCAAUAGCAUAUCCUUGGUUUCUGUUCAUAAUUUCUGAAUCGUAUUCAACUUUAACAACGUUUCUACAACCUAACUGUUACUGUAGUAAGCUACCAUCUUUGACUUUUACUGAACUAUGCUGUGACCCUCUCUACGCACGCCUCCGGGCCCCUAUGCCUGCUACUCAGGUAAAUUAUGUAUCUGCGUCACGUCACUAA
This is a messenger RNA of Aspergillus heteromorphus CBS 117.55, 3075 nucleotides long. RefSeq lists its product as uncharacterized. NCBI's taxonomy places the organism in Eukaryota, Fungi, Ascomycota, Eurotiomycetes, Eurotiales, Aspergillaceae. The record is from RefSeq and is a predicted model, not a curated record. Bases 1 to 3075 code for a protein of 1024 amino acids. The transcript is spliced from 14 exons.